AUGAUGAUGGUGACUGUGGGAGGGAACAUGGUGACUGUGGGAGGGAACAUGAUGAUGGUGACUGUGGGAGGGAACAUGGUGACUGUGGGAGGGAACAUGGUGACUGUGGGAGGGAACAUGAUGAUGGUGACUGUGGGAGGGAACAUGGUGACUGUGGGAGGGAACAUGAUGAUGGUGACUGUGGGAGGGAACAUGAUGAUGGUGACUGUGGGAGGGAACAUGGUGACUGUGGGAGGGAACAUGGUGACUGUGGGAGGGAACAUGGUGACUGUGGGAGGGAACAUGGUGACUGUGGGAGGGAACAUGGUGACUGUGGGAGGGAACAUAGUGACUGUGGGAGGGAACAUGGUGACUGUGGGAGGGAACAUGAUGAUGGUGACUGUGGGAGGGAACAUGGUGACUGUGGGAGGGAACAUGAUGAUGGUGACUGUGGGAGGGAACAUGGUGACUGUGGGAGGGAACAUAGUGCAGGAUGCCAGUGGCGACCUGUCGUUCGGGGCAGUCAGAGCCGUGAUGUCUCAGAGAAAGAGAGCAUCCAACACACAGAGCUCCCAGAACAAAGGAGUUCGGUCCCAGCGUUGGGAGGCGGUGCUAGGUGAUGAUGAGGAUGACCCGUCCUUCACCCAGCCCAGUACGUCGCAGGUACAGAAGGGUCUGGACAGACUGACACCUGCUCAGGUCGACCUGAAGACAGCUGAGGUUGUCCAGUUCAUCUUCGUUAAGGACCAGAAAAAGUUCCCCAUCCGCAGAGCAGGAGUACAGGAACAUCUAUCUGAGAUUAUAAAGAGGGUGGGAUCUGUUUUUGAGACAGUGUUUGGUCUGAAGCUGGUGGAGAUCGACUCUAAGAACCACGUCUAUCCUCAUCUGGAGCAGCUGUUUGAGGGAGAAUCUCUCAACAUGAGUCCCAGUAAUCCAAAGACAGGUCUACUCUUCGUAAUCCUCAGCAUCGUCUUCAUGAAGGGGGGUGUGGUCAAGGAGAGUAUGGUGUGGAACACACUGAAGAAGCUGAGAGUUGAUCAAGGGGAGAGACACGAGAUUUUUGGAGACGUGAAGAAGGUCAAGUACGAUGAGUUUGUCCGUCAGAGGUACCUGGAGUAUGUGCGUAUCCCACACACAGAGCCGUUGGAGUUUGAGUUCCGUUGGGGUCAGAGGGCAGACAUGGAGGUGUCAAAGGUUAAACUACUGGAGUUCAUUGGACAGCUCCAUGAACAGGAUCCUCAGAGCUGGACUCAGCAGUACAGAGAAGCCACCGCCCCUCCUGCCGCCCCGGCAGUUGUCACCUCUGCUAACACGAGCGCCAGUGUUAGCCAGAGAUAGAGGGGGGUUGUGGGAAGUCAUUCUGUGUGUUUGUUUAGUGUGUUCUACUCCAGUCUGUUUCUUUUGGACUGUUCUGUUAGUGAAACAAUAACAGUAGAGAAUCACACACCGGUUCAUUCAGUCAUUGUUAUAUUAAUUUAAGGUGACAUUGUUUUCAUUUGUCAAGUUCAACAAUAAAAAUGAUUUUAUACAAAUGUUA
Oncorhynchus keta (chum salmon) is the source of this 1516-nucleotide messenger RNA. RefSeq names its product melanoma-associated antigen D2. The record is from RefSeq and is a predicted model, not a curated record. NCBI's taxonomy places the organism in Eukaryota, Metazoa, Chordata, Actinopteri, Salmoniformes, Salmonidae. The transcript has 10 exons. Gene Ontology annotation, cellular component: nucleus. Bases 1 to 1317 code for a protein of 438 amino acids.